AUGUCCUCAGCCGUAUCACCACAGGCAUUCGCCCUCGACAGGUCGAUCUUCAACGACACUCUGUACUCCUCGCUGCGCACGUUCUGGUUCCAAGACAUACCGGCAGGCUCCAAAGCAAGCAAUGAAGAGAGCAUGAAACGCUGGUGGGGCAAGGGCCGCAGCUCAGAAGAGUCGCAAGCAAUGGACAAUGAGUGCCGUCAGAAGUUUGGAUCUGCUCUGCGAGCCAUUGGCCCGGAGAACCUGAAAUUGCCCGACUUCAAGUCUUAUGAUGAGGAGCUUAAGCAUGCAUCGGAGCUGUCGAAGCCAUUUGUAGACGAAGUCGAGGCCGCACAGAAAAGUGGAGGCGAGGACAAAGCAGCAGAGACUCUGCUCUCGCUGGUGCUGCUGCUUGAUCAGAUGCCACGGCAUGUACACCGUGAUCCGGCAGGACUACAGCUCGUCUACGGGCACUACGACCGUCUGUCUUGGAGUUUGUUGCGUAGUCGACUCGCGGCCGAGCCAGGUCUGUUCCAGCAGUCGUACUUUCGAGGGAAUCCGGUCACGGUCUCUUGGCUUGGCAUGCCUCUGAUGCAUGCAGAGCAUUUGGAGUCACAGCAGAUGGCGCUGAGGUCGAUGGAGAAGUGUCAUGAAGAAGCAGUGAUCGCUGGUGAUAAUGCUGCAGCGGCGUCCGCGGAGAAGUCGUUCGCUCCCGCGAAGUCCCAUCUUGACAUUGUCUCUCGCUUUAAACGAUUUCCUCAUCGGAACGAGGCCUUGGGACGACAGAAUACUGCUGACGAGGCUGAGUGGUUGAAGACUGGAGAAACGUUUGGCGUGAAGCAGCAUCAGGAGUCGGACGAGAGUGUGAACGCGGAGCUCUGA
Zymoseptoria tritici IPO323 is the source of this 858-nucleotide messenger RNA. RefSeq lists its product as uncharacterized. Lineage: Eukaryota; Fungi; Ascomycota; Dothideomycetes; Mycosphaerellales; Mycosphaerellaceae. The record is from RefSeq and is a predicted model, not a curated record. The coding region runs from base 1 to 858 and encodes 285 amino acids. The transcript has a single exon. Gene Ontology annotation, molecular function: protein binding.